Helobdella robusta is the source of this 477-nucleotide messenger RNA. RefSeq lists its product as hypothetical. Bases 1 to 477 code for a protein of 158 amino acids. The transcript has 2 exons. NCBI's taxonomy places the organism in Eukaryota, Metazoa, Annelida, Clitellata, Rhynchobdellida, Glossiphoniidae. The record is from RefSeq and is a predicted model, not a curated record.
AUGUCCAAAAAAAAGGUGAACAGUAUCGUGUGCAGUGAUGUAUGCGCCGAUGGAGAUUCAGAUGCUGAGACAUCAGUCGCUAAAAAUUUGUCUGACAUUGCUGAAGAAGAUAACAAUGAUGAUGGAAAUUUUAUAACUAGUAAAGUUUUAUAUCGGAAAAAAUUUUAUCACAUUGGUAAUGUUUCAAAGACUUGUGCAUCCAAUGUUGUUGACCACCUUGAGUCAAUUGAUGUUAAAGUUUUGUCUUGCUACCCUGUAUUCAAGAGGAGAGAUGACAAAAUAAAACUUGAUGAAACCCACCCUUCUACGUCAUUCCGGUUGUGUGUAGAUGAGAAGUAUGCGGAAAUAGUUGAAAGAUCAAGUUCUUGGCCUAAUUAUGUUCAGGUUAGGAAUUGGGUUUUCAAUAACAACAGCAAAAGUGGCAGCACCAGAAAUGCCGAUGUCAAUGUCAGGACAUGUUCUGAUGUGAAACGAUGA